AUGUUAUCUGCGCAGCCUUUGCACAUCUGUCCAGAGGGGCACGGGCAAGAGGUUUCAGGCCCCAACCCCCCCCCCCCGGGCUCCCCCGUGUUUACAGGAUUUAUUUCAGCCUGGGCCGUCCGGGGCUUGGAGGCCUUACUGCAGCUGCGGCUCUGCUGCGUUCAGAUCUGCACAAACACAGACGGAAAACUCGGUCCCUCCCGGGCAAGACCGCGAUGGCUGCGGGAGCUGACGGCCACCGGAGGAACCGGCCGCUGCCGGCCGCGGGCUCCUCUCCGCCGCUCCGACGACGGUCCCGGGGUCACCCAACCCCCGUGCUCGGGGUACGACGACUGCUCCCCCCCCAACCCGGAGCCCGGCGGCGGGGAUCCCGUGGGGAUCCCGGACACCCCCCCCGGGUCCGCCCGCCCCGCGCCCACGGGGUCCCGUCCCCGCCACACGUGCGCGCAGGCCCCGCCCACCGCUGGAAAGAGGCCACGCCCCCUCUCCGCGCGACGCCCCGCCCCCUUAGAUGACCCCAGACACCCCCCGACACAAGGCCACGCCUCUCAUCUGGCCACGCCCCCGCCGGCUCCCUCUCCUCAGGACGCGCCGGCCCGGCCCCGCCCCGCCCGCGCGCUCCCCCGGUGCUCCGCGGAGGCCCGGGCCGGGCCGGGGACCGGAGAUUGGGGACCGGGGGCGGCGAAGGGGAGGGGAGGGGAAGGGAAGGGCGUGCGUCCGCCCGCCCGCCCGCCCGCCGCCUGCCUCACCGUCGCGCAGCCCCUCGCCUUCCUGCUGGCGUCAUCGCGCCGCGCCGCGGCGUGA
Messenger RNA from Aquila chrysaetos chrysaetos, 804 nucleotides. Its product is annotated as basic proline-rich protein-like. The transcript is spliced from 3 exons. The record is from RefSeq and is a predicted model, not a curated record. NCBI's taxonomy places the organism in Eukaryota, Metazoa, Chordata, Aves, Accipitriformes, Accipitridae. Bases 1 to 804 code for a protein of 267 amino acids.